AUGCCCAAUAGACUCAAGACCAUAGCAAUUGUCAACGGUACAGGUCGUCAGGCUGCGUCGGUCAUUCGGGCAGUCGCAGCUGUCGGCUAUGCCGUCAGGGCCCAUGUCCAUUCAUUGAAAGGCCUGGUGGCUGAGGAGCUCGCCGACUUACCCAAUGUCAGGUUGUUCGAGGGACCCUUGCUGAACAACCAGGUCCUCAUCGACACUGUGUUUGAAGGUGCUCAGAUUGCCUUUAUAAACACCAACCCUUUGGGCGGCGAUGAGAUCAAAAUCGGCAAGGCACUGGCCAAUGCGGCUAAGAAGCGCAACAUACAGCACUUCAUAUACAGCAGCAUGCCCGAUCAUUCAAUCCACAAUCCACGUUGGCCGGCACUUCCCCAGUGGGCGUGCAAGUUCACGGUGGAAAAUUACAUUCGGCAGCUUGGACUCCCUGCGACCUUUGUCUAUGCAGGAAUCUACAACAACAAUUUCACCAGUCUGCCAUACCCAUUGUUCUGCAUGGACUUCAAGGACGAUGGAACUCUGGAAUGGCGAGCACCUUUCCAUCCCGACACCAAAUUGCCCUGGCUAGAUGCCGAGCACGAUGUUGGGCCAGCGGUCUUGCAGAUUUUCAAGGACGGACCCGGUAAAUGGAAUGGACACAGGAUUGCUCUUGCCUUUGAGAUGCUCACCCCGUUGCAAGUUUGUCAGGCAUUUGAAAAGGCGUUAGAUCGACCGUGCAAAUAUGUCUUCAGUAAACGGAUCGAGAUCAAGGUACCCAUCCCCAACGGAUAUAGAGAGCAACUUGCUGGAAUCGAAAUCCUGUUUGGUGAAUACAAUGCGCCGUACUUUCCGGGCCCAGACUUCGAAUACGAUACAAGGCGCAAGGGCAGCAAUGACACGAUUACGGGAAAAAGCAGUACCGAGGCGUCUCGCAAAACCAAAGCUGGCAAACUCACAGACGAGGCGCGAUCCCUUUGGCCACCGUAUAGAUCCAUCUACGAAUAUGCGAAAGAGGCUUUUGUCAUUGAAGAGGAGGCCAACGGGAAAACUUGGAUGAUCGAUAAAAGCGUCAGCACUUGA
This is a messenger RNA of Fonsecaea nubica, 1062 nucleotides long. RefSeq lists its product as hypothetical. Bases 1 to 1062 code for a protein of 353 amino acids. NCBI's taxonomy places the organism in Eukaryota, Fungi, Ascomycota, Eurotiomycetes, Chaetothyriales, Herpotrichiellaceae. The record is from RefSeq and is a predicted model, not a curated record. The transcript has 2 exons.